AGCGACUGGGGCUACCGAGCAGGGUCAGCCGUGGAGGGCGCCGGGGCUUUCGCCACCUGGAGCUGGCUCGACUCUGGCGCCCAGGCAGUCGGCUUUCGUGUGAAGAAUCUUCGCUGCUGAAGACCGCUUCAGCCCUUCCGGUGUGACAUCAAGUCGGAUUCUUAGGAGUGCAAUUCCGGGUCAUAUUUGUAUUUAACCGGGUUGCUCUGCUGUGCUCCAUCACCUUCUCCUAAAGAUGCAUCCUGACUUAUCUCCACACUUGCACACCGAAGAAUGCAACGUCUUGAUUAACUUACUUAAGGAAUGUCACAAAAAUCACAGCAUUCUGAAAUUUUUUGGUCAUUGCAAUCAUCUUGAUCGGGAGAUGAGAAAAUGCUUGAAGAAUGAGUACAUGGAAAAGAGGACCAAGAGCAGGGAGUAUGGCAACACGAUGCGCAAGAGACUUUUUAAUCCUCCAGAGGACUCUGAAAAGUGAAUUACGUUUUCCCUGGAUGCACUGGCUAAGAGAAGACCUAAAGAUUCUUGGAAGAGAACCUACAGAACCCUAUUCCGUUUGGCCUCUAGAGUCCUGUGAGUGGCAAGUGAGCCAGGAGAAAUGGCGCUGUGGAGAAAUACAAAACCCCUGGAUUCUGAAUGUUUGUUGGGCAGAGCCUUCAAAUACUCUGACUCCUUUACCAACACACCUGACUCCUAACAGAUUUCUUCCCUUUGCCUGCAGCCAGUUAACCUUCGCGUAACAUAUCUCCCUCAAUAAAAUAAUUGACUUUAAUCAUA
Molecule: messenger RNA, 774 nt
Organism: Hipposideros armiger (great roundleaf bat)
Lineage: Eukaryota; Metazoa; Chordata; Mammalia; Chiroptera; Hipposideridae
Gene: CMC2
Product: C-X9-C motif containing 2
Exons: 5
Coding region: 236-475 (79 amino acids)
Cellular component (GO): mitochondrion
Source: RefSeq, a predicted model, not a curated record